This is a messenger RNA of Drosophila ananassae, 1410 nucleotides long. RefSeq lists its product as uncharacterized. Lineage: Eukaryota; Metazoa; Arthropoda; Insecta; Diptera; Drosophilidae. Gene Ontology annotation, molecular function: nucleic acid binding. The transcript is spliced from 2 exons. The coding region runs from base 1 to 1410 and encodes 469 amino acids. The record is from RefSeq and is a predicted model, not a curated record.
AUGCACAGAGUCGCUGAAAUCCUGGAAACAACGCCAGUCGAGCAAUGGCGGUGGGUCCCCUCGAAGCUGAACGUAGCAGACGGAGCUACAAAGAUCACCGACCAAACCCAGCAGAAGACGUGGAUAACGGGCCCUGGGUUCCUAAAAGCUGAAUCCAGCCAUUGGCCACUACCGACAAAGCAGGAGAGCAUCAUCGAUACUUCAGAAAUACGGAAGCAUGUGAUGACAACGCGUUCGAGAUCAGCGGUUACGUUCAAUGCGCACUGUUUCUCGAACUGGCGGCGGUUGUAUAGAGCAGUGGCGCUAAUACUCCUGUUCGUCGAUCGGUUACGAGCGAAAUUGGCCGAGCAAGACAUGCCAGCAGCCACGAUGAUGGCCCAUGUGAGCAAGGCGAAGAUGUUACUUUAUAAGCAAUCUCAAGCCAUCGCCUUCGCCGAAGAGUUGAAAGCCCUAUCCGUGGGAGCGGCGCUGCACAGAGGAAACAGAUUGGUCGGAUUGAACUCAUAUCUAGACAACGAUGGAGUACUGCGGACUAGAAGCAGACUGAACUCAAUUGACAUAGCUGAAGACGUAAUUAUACUAGCUCCAGGAUGCCGGAUAACUAACCUAAUAGUGAGAAGCUUUCACGAGAAGUACCAUCAUCUCGCUCACGAGACGGCAAUAAACGACAUUAAGGCUUCGUUUUACAUCAGCCGCCUCCGAGUGUUGUACAAAUCCGUGCAUAGUACAUGCUAUGAUACAAGAGCCACGGAAAAAGCCGUGCGAGAGCAGCUGAAAAAUAUCGAGCACGAUAAGAUCACCAUUAAGUUUGAUGGCAUAAAGUGGCGAUUCAACCCACCAGGAGCACCACACAUGGGUGGAGCAUGGGAAAGAAUCGUCCGGACAACAAAAGGAAUUUUGAAGAACAUUUGCCCAAACUACUCCUUCAAUGACGAGGGCCUGAGAAUCGCAUUAAUUGAGGCACAAUUUAUCAUCAACUCGCGACCGCUAACGUUCGUAAGUCUGGACACUGAGGAUGACGCCGCUCUGACUCCGAACCACCCACUGUUGGGGUCAGCGAAUGGAUACAAGCCACUGCCAAAAGAAGGGAUGUAUCUGCAGCGUAGAUGGAUUGAGACUCAGCGCUUCUGGGACCGUUUUUGGCAGCGAUGGAUGAAAGAGUAUGCGACCGUAUUAACCCGGCGUACCAAAUGGUUUGAAAAGGUACCUCCAAUAACCAUUGGGAGCAUCGUAGUCAUCGUAGAUGAGCUUCUACCCAGGAACUUGUGGUUAAAAGGACGAGUGAUUGAGACAAUGAUGGCCAAGGAUGGGCAAGUUCGACGAGUGACUAUAAAGACCCAGCACGGCGUUUUGGAACGACCAGCAACGAAUAUAGCUGUUUCGGACGUCGGCUUGGAGGAUGGUAACUGA